This is a messenger RNA of Chanos chanos (milkfish), 992 nucleotides long. RefSeq lists its product as uncharacterized. The record is from RefSeq and is a predicted model, not a curated record. Bases 127 to 705 code for a protein of 192 amino acids. The transcript has 3 exons. NCBI's taxonomy places the organism in Eukaryota, Metazoa, Chordata, Actinopteri, Gonorynchiformes, Chanidae.
CGGAAGGACAGUAUUUUUAAAGAGGUAAUAAUGCCUUAAAAGAAGGUAGCAGUAAUAUCAAUCAAUCUUCGUCAUUUCCAGGCAGAACUGUCUGGAGAUUUUCACAGCUCUACGCCCUCAGAGAAGAUGGAGGCAGCAGAUGCUCCACGCUCCAUGGUCGCUGGACCCUCCACGCUGUGGCGUUUGAGCGAACGCCGAAGCCGCAAGGCCGGCUCUGCCAACAUCUUUUGCGGGGUGAACCUGCGACAGCUGCAGCGUCUGUUCCAGGCGGCGGGCGAUCAGGACGCGGAACAGAGAGCCCAGCUGGUCUGGGACCACGCUAACGAAGCAGGUUUGGCACAGGCCCUGAUAAGUCUACGGGCACGAAAUCGGAGAAGUCGGAAGCGAAUGGAGAGCUCCAGAGAUGCCUUGGGACCAAGAUGGCUCCGCGCGUUUGGACAUCUCAGGAUCAGUGAGAGCACAGUGAAGAACCAAAGCAACAAAGAGGAAAAUCUGACAUUAGAGCCCAGCUCCUUUCCAAAUUCUAACACACCUCCCGCGGACUCCUCAGAGAACCAGAGAGACGUCCCAGGUAUGGGCACGCAAAAGGAACCAGAGAUGAUUAGGAAUGGUCCACUCUACUCUCUCUCAGGCAAGAUGAGCUUAGUUUUGAAGAACAAGGCUGGGAGUGACCCAGAACGCUUCCUGCACCGUGUCAUACACUGAAAACAACAGGAAAACCGGGCUCAAGACUGAAAAACAGGGUCAAAGACAAGUAUGAAGUCUGCCUUUGGUAAACAUGUCUCAACACUAGUUGGCCUUAUUAACCAACUUAACGAAGUAAUGAACUAUUAUGUCAACACUAGAUAUUAAAUGUAUUAACUUACUGGGUUUUUUUUUUAGCAGACCUCAUUCCUGACAAACAGCCUUACUUUAGUUAUUUUGCACUGUUACAGAUUCGUUUCAUAAUUCCAUAAAACCAACUUAUACUGUAAAACUGAAGCUGUUUUUUU